AUGACGACGAUACCGAUACUCAACAUUGAGCUCAGCGAGCUCAAGGAGCUCGUGUGGAUGAAGUUGCAGGAGCCGAAGGCUCAACGGAAGCUCGUUCUGAUUAUCGUCUCGAUAGCGCUGCUGCUCGAUAACAUGCUGUACAUGGUGAUCGUGCCGAUCAUACCAGACUACCUGAAAUACGUCGGCGCGUUCGGCGACGUGGAGGAAGAGGUGAACGCGACGGGGCCGCCUUCCCAUCACGGCCAGGAUUCAGCCACCGGUGUGCUGUUCGCGUCGAAGGCUAUCGUUCAGCUGAUGGUGAACCCAUUUUCCGGGGCGUUGAUCGACAGGAUCGGUUACGACAUACCAAUGAUGAUAGGACUCUGCAUAAUGUUCCUCUCGACGGCUGUUUUCGCCUGCGGCCGAAGCUAUGGCGUUUUGUUCUUCGCCAGGAGCCUGCAGGGUGUGGGUUCCGCGUUCGCGGACACCAGCGGCCUGGCAAUGAUCGCCGAUCGUUACACGGAGGAGUCAGAGCGCUCGAAGGCCCUCGGCAUCGCAUUGGCGUUCAUCAGUUUCGGCUGUCUGGUGGCUCCGCCGUUCGGCGGUGCUCUCUAUCAAUUCGCGGGCAAGGAGGUGCCCUUUCUGAUACUCGCUUUCAUCAGCCUCGCCGACGGGGUGAUGCUUCUGCUGGUGAUGAAACCGCUGAGGGAGCAAGUGAUAGACAGCAAACAAUACGAGCAGAAACAGACGAUACCGAUCUGGCGACUGCUGAUGGACCCUUACAUCGCUGUAUGCGCGGGCGCUCUGAUGAUGUCGAACGUCGCGCUGGCCUUCCUCGAGCCGACCAUCUCGCUGUGGAUGGAGGACAACAUAACGCGCGACAACUGGAAAAUGGGAAUGAUCUGGCUGCCGGCGUUCUUCCCUCACGUGUUCGGCGUCGUGAUAACCGUCCGGAUGGCCUCCCGAUAUCCUCAACAACAGUGGCUGAUAGCAGCCUCUGGCCUGGCGUUGGAAGGCUUAUGCUGCUUCAUAAUACCAUUCUGCACGUCCUACGAGGUCCUUAUGAUCCCGCUGUGCGGCAUUUGUUUCGGCAUAGCUCUGAUCGACACGGCUCUGCUGCCGACCCUGGGUUACCUGGUGGACGUGAGAUACAUCUCCGUGUACGGCAGCAUCUACGCCAUCGCCGACAUCUCGUACAGCGUGGCGUACGCGGUGGGACCUAUCAUAGCCGGCGGUGUCGUGGAGGCGAUCGGUUUCACGGCCUUGAACGUCGGCAUAGCCUUCUCCAAUCUCCUGUACGCCCCGGUGUUGAUAUACCUGAGGCACAUCUACGACUUCAAACCGUUCCAGGACGAGGCGGACGUUCUCAUGCAGAAUCCACCGGACAAGGAGUAUCAGACGUACGUGUUGCAGGAGCAGAGGCCGCUGACUGGCGAGGUGGGCAACCACCUGAAUCAAACGCGCAUGGAGACGAACGUGGAUCAAGGUUACGAUCAGAAUUACCAGGCUGGACAGACUUACGAUCAGGGCGGUUACGGCCAGAAUAUCAAUGCCGGCGGGUACAUGCAGGCCUCGGCAACCGGUUACGAGAAACCGCCGAUGUACGAGCAACCGGCCAAUUACGGGCAACAGCCUGUCGGUUACGCUCAGCAGAGACCUUACGGGUCUCAAGAGCCUCAGGCAGGAAGUCAGGUGGACGUCAAUCCAUUCAGGAGAGCACCUCCGAACGUGGAACAGAAGCCUGCCGGCGAUAGCAAUCCAUUCAGACAAGGAAUGUAUUAA
This is a messenger RNA of Heterotrigona itama, 1761 nucleotides long. The record is from the annotation of a GenBank genome assembly. Lineage: Eukaryota; Metazoa; Arthropoda; Insecta; Hymenoptera; Apidae.